AUGGACUUUACGGAUGUCACUGAGGUCUUCGUCAACGAAAACAGCGGGUGGGCGGAAGCUACCAAAGUCCUUGCUGCUUUCACCGAUGCGGCCGUGGCUGCUGGAGUGAAGGCGAAGGUUGAUCCGGUAUUCGUACCACCAAUGGAGAUGAACUUGUCGCCGGUCGUAUCCUUCUUUACACCGGAGCUGGUAGACGGCCGUAUGGUGCCUGCAGCAAUAGUCACUGGUAUCGUCAAUCUUGAUCCUCAGAAAGGCAAGAAAUAUACAGAGAUACCUGUCAGUGUUCACGCCAUCAAAACCACUCGAGGAGAAAUCAUGCCUUUGACAGCACCAUUGAUUGAGGACGAGCCAUAUACAGUGAAGUUCUGUCGCGAUGAGAGCUUCAAAAAAACCGUCAAGCACGAAGCAUCUGGACAGUCCUUUUCCAUGCCGCCAGAUAGCCCAGAUCAAGACCAAAAGAAUCCAACCGAAGGCUUGAAAGCGCGACUCGAAACCGUAAAGAACGGCAUUUUAGGCGAGCCCGGGAGGAGUGUGACGAUUGACGAGUACCGAGUCUGCUGGGACGCGGUAACCCCGAACCAAGACUUCGUCAUCACUGCUCAUCCACAUUGUGAGAAUCUUUACGUAGCCACUGCUGGCUCUUUCCAUGGGUGGAAAUUCAUGCCAACUAUUGGACGCUAUGUGGUGGAUAUGCUGGACAACGAGUUGGAGCCUACACUGGCCAAGCGUUGGGCAUGGGAUAGGAGUAACGAAGGUGCGGCUCACGGUAAUUUGCUACCUACUCUCGAGUUAAGGGAUUCGUGA
Messenger RNA from Dothidotthia symphoricarpi CBS 119687, 804 nucleotides. RefSeq lists its product as uncharacterized. The transcript has 5 exons. The record is from RefSeq and is a predicted model, not a curated record. Bases 1 to 804 code for a protein of 267 amino acids. Gene Ontology annotation, molecular function: flavin adenine dinucleotide binding; sarcosine oxidase activity; saccharopine oxidase activity. NCBI's taxonomy places the organism in Eukaryota, Fungi, Ascomycota, Dothideomycetes, Pleosporales, Dothidotthiaceae.